AAUUCGAUCGCCCUGCUUCUGUCUCUGAUUGACCUGAGUGCAAUUGCGUGUCAAGUGACUCUGUCGAAAAAAGUAACUUUAAUUUUUCGUUGAGGAACGUUACUUUUCAUUUUACAUGUCUCCGUUUCUUCGAAUGAAAAAGAAGCAGAAGCUUAAGGAAUGGACAACAACAAAAGGAAAUAUCGUGCCAUUUUCUUAUACCCUGGCCUACCCACUGUUACGACACCAGAAUCAUUUUUGUGUUUCAUGGAAAAUAAUUGAGAAAGGCUCUAAGAAAGCAAAAUUAUCGCAAAGAUACAAGAUCUCGUCUAUCGCAAUCAGAAUAGCGAAGAUUAAGAUAGGAAGAUACAUUCUUGGAACACCACAUUUUGAGAGUAUGUUAUUCUGCCAAGGAUUCAACAUAUAUUUUAAGGGAGAAGUUCAUCAAAUUACCGGCAGCAUCAAAGCCCGCGGCGUGGUUUACUCUUUGCUACAGCUAACGAGCGAGCAGAAACAAAAGGGCGUCAUAGCAAUCUCAACAGGCAGCUUCUCAGGCCGCUUAUUCUCUCUGUUAUUUUGGAAAGAAGCUUAA
Messenger RNA from Wasmannia auropunctata (little fire ant), 571 nucleotides. RefSeq lists its product as uncharacterized. Gene Ontology annotation, biological process: amino acid metabolic process. Gene Ontology annotation, molecular function: pyridoxal phosphate binding. The coding region runs from base 116 to 571 and encodes 151 amino acids. Lineage: Eukaryota; Metazoa; Arthropoda; Insecta; Hymenoptera; Formicidae. The record is from RefSeq and is a predicted model, not a curated record. The transcript has 3 exons.